ACACACGUCCUGCACAGAUGCAGCAUGCUCAGAAUGACACGGAUGAGUACAGUAUUGAGCAUUUUCAUCUUGUUUCUUCAUACCACUUUUGGGGAAAGUGGUUGCACCUCAGCAGAUGGUGAUGGGACCUUUGGAGAUGACGAACCUGAUAAUUUUGACAUUGACUGCUUCAGCCAGCUGGAAUUUAAGGAUUCCUACAGCAGCCUGACCUGCAAUUUUACAGAGCUGCCUCCUCACAACACUAACUAUACCCUGGCUGUGUGUACCAAGGAAGACAGCAGUUACCUGUGUUUCAAUAUGGAGAAACAGGAAGAUGUUUAUUUUUUACAGUUCACCGAUAUACUCUCAAAUAAAGACAUUUGUGUGGAAUAUGAGAUAAAGAGAAGGGCCUGCAGGAGUCUGAUUGUAACUGACAUUGUCAAGCCUGAGGUACCAUUUGACAUAAACAUAACAUACCAAAAGGAGGCAAAUGAAUAUCUCAUUCAUUAUAGUACACCACACUCACGGAAGAAAUACUUAAAGGACAAAUUAAUACAUCAGAUAGCCUACCGGCAGGAAGAAAGCACUUGGAAGACCAUAAAAUCACCAUACCUUCAGGUAAAGUUACUGGGAAAAAACCUCGAAGCAGAUGCGUUGUAUGAGGUGAAAGUGCGUUCCCAGCCCAACGGAGAUUACUUUAAGGGCAUAUGGAGCGAGUGGAGCACUUCGAAGAGCUUCAGGACCACAGGAGAGCACUCCAUGGAGAGCUAUAGCAGCAUGUUUGUGAUUAUACUCUCCAUUCCAGGAUUCAUUCUGUCAGUUGUCAUGAUUGUCCUGAUCCUAACAUUCUGGGAAAGCAGGAUCAAGCCUGUCGUGUGGCCAAACCUUCCUGAUCAUAAAAUAACUCUGGAGCGACUGUGUAAGAGGCCAAAAAAUAAUUUUGAUAUAAGCUUUAACCCAGAGAGUUUUGGUUAUGUUUUUAUCCAUGAAGUGGAUGGCAUUCAAGCAAAAGCCGAACAGGAAAAUUUUCUGCAGCCACCACCUACUCCAGAGACAGAUAUUCCACCAAAGUUUAGGAGUGGAUCAGACUUGAAGCGAAGUCCUGCAAGGAUUGACAAAAACAGCCUGAACCUGUCUGUGAGUUAUGGAGGAAUCUGGCCUGCAGAGGCUCUUCAUGGACUCUUUGGUUGCAGCCAGUCUACAGCUGCUGAUGUCUGCAGCUCUGGCACAUACGAGGUGUGCCACAGCAGCAGAGUGCCUCUGUGUGACAAUGGCUUUCACCUUCCUUCUGCUCCUCCCUUGGAUCCUCCAGGACAACCUGGACCACAGCCCCAGAAUGGCAACGUGGUGCCACCUAACAGUGAAUUGAAGUCACCGAGUGAUGAAGAAGCCUAUGUCACCAUGUCGAGCUUUUACAAAAAUCAGUAGGCGUUACAGAUACCAUGAAACACUGCCUUUUCCCAGAACAAGCUGGAUACUGAAGCUCUCUAUUUUGUUCUCCUGUGUUUUCAUCUAGUUCCCACCUUCACCACACGCUGCUCACAGUGCAGCGCUGUAUGAAGAAGUGUGGGUUCUUCUGCCUUUCAGUGAGUGACCUAACUUCUGCCUUCUGUCCCAGCAUCAAUCUCCACUGCAGCAGAAAUGAAAUUUAACUUAAUCUGACUUCAAUCUUCAGAUCUGAUUAAGCCAGAGCAAUGACACUGCACUCCUAGAGAAGGAUAACGGUAUGUCUAAGAGAGGAGAAGCCUUCUGUUAAGCUCUUAUGAAUGCCUAAACAAGAAAUACGGCAACAAGUUCAAGUGAAACUGAAUCUGAUCUUUCUCACACUAGACCAAGAGUAACUCCUCUGCAGUUGGUGGAAGUCCACAACUUUGUAAAGCUUAUGGACAGUAAAUUACAGUAAAUGAGAGUUGCUAUCAAGCAUUAGUCACCUGGAGAUUCAGAAGAUUGGUCUCUGCAAAGAUAGUUGACUGAGUCCCCAGGAAAAAGCACAUGGAAUCACUUUGGAAUCACUUUUGGAAGAUGUUUUCUCAGACUGAUUUUUUUGAAAGAUGAAAACAGAAAAAAAAAAAAAAAAAAAAAAAAAAAAAAAAAAAAACAAUUUAUCACUGUCUUUUGCUAUUGGUACAAACAUACCCCAGAGCAAAAUUCAGGAUCCAUACAUAUUUCUGCUGCAGUCAUGUAUUAAAGACCUUCAGUUUCUCAUGUCAUGUAUUUGCAAUUUUCAGCUAAGAAAACAAAACAAAAUCAAUGAAAAGCAAAGUCCUAGUUCUUCCUGUAACAGAACUGGGUCUAUAAAAUGCAUGUUGCUUUCUUUUUCUGCAGCUCUUGUGCAAGCAUUAGUGCAGCAUGCAAGUACUUUCCAGGACAGAAGGGAUGUGUGGGCAAUGUUUGCUCACUAGAAUUAUCACCAGUAGCUGUGUCUGCAUAAGAAUACUUUCAAUUGGGCCAGGCACUUUUUUUAUGUGGCUUCUGGCCUAGGAAUAUGGAUGGAGCAUCACGAAUCUUGCCACUGAUCAAAAGACUCGUAUUUCAAAAAAUAGUAGCUUGUAAAUUGCCUAGAGCUAUUGUUGUUUUAAUGUUAUGACUCAGGAAGGCACCCUGUCCCUUCCCAUUUGUCUUUCUGGACUCUGCCCAUUUCUGAGGGACUCCCCACGUGCUGCCACUGAGAGGACUGAGCCACUCCACUGUCCCUGUGGGAUACUGCACACUGCAGAGCACAUGCUUGGAGACAAAGCUGCUACAGCCACGUGGCUGCAUGGCAGCCCAGCAGUGUGGCCAUGGGAAAUCCAAGCUGCCUUGCUGUGCUCUGGAAUCGAGGUUCACUUGACUGUGAAGUGCUAGCUCCUCUAGCUGCUUGAAAUGUCCUUCAAUGACAUGUUUAUGUUCCCGGAGUAUAAGGGCAAAAAGAGUCCUCCCUCAUCCUCACAGCUGCUCAGACAUUUUCUGACUGCUAACAACCACUGAGAAGCUGUUAUAUUUGACAUAGUCUGCUGGAGAAAACCAGUGCUCCCAAGACAGCUGCCUGCCACCCCCAGGUCUCUGCAUGCACAAUGGUGUGGUGUUUGGCUCAUGAAAGUUCAGUGAUAUUUGCAGAAUUUUUUAUUGCUGUUACAGAUUGAUUAAUGCAGUAAAACAAGGUGGAAGCCCUGGACAUUCAUUUGCUUUAUAAUGCUUGUUUUUUAUUAAAAUAAAUAGCUGCUGGUAAUGCUCAUACUGUGUAGACUUGCACUGUGCAACUGUAGAUGUGGAGAGAAUGUGCUGGAAAGAUAUCCUCUUCCAGUAACACAGUGACAAACAGAGGGGAUAAAGGAAUAAGCAAAAGUGUAUCAUAACAAUCCAGUACAGUGUGUGCUGUGCUUGUUCUGAACUCAUACAUACAUGUUUAAUGAAUAAAAUGUCCAUUACCCAUAUCUAUUUGUACUAUUUACACAGUAAGUUACCCACAUGUAACAGUCUUCCUGUUUGUCCAGAAAGGUACACUGCUUUUUAAUACAGGAAGAACUCUAGCAACUUGGUGUAUAAUUGCUUUAACCACUCUGAAAUUGUUAUAUUUUUCCUAUGUAGUAGUCAUAUUUUUUGCAUAGCUGCUAAUGUUUAAAUAUUCGUUCUGUUCCUUACGUCUUAUUUUAUUUAAUUAGAUAACUUGUAAUCUUGGAUUUAUAACAUUCUUACUGUAUUAAAAGGACGUGGCUAUUUGCAUGA
Gallus gallus (chicken) is the source of this 3684-nucleotide messenger RNA. It is a transcript of the gene IL7R, whose product is annotated as interleukin 7 receptor. Gene Ontology annotation, biological process: hemopoiesis; positive regulation of receptor signaling pathway via JAK-STAT; cytokine-mediated signaling pathway. The record is from RefSeq and is marked provisional. Lineage: Eukaryota; Metazoa; Chordata; Aves; Galliformes; Phasianidae. Gene Ontology annotation, molecular function: cytokine receptor activity; protein binding. The coding region runs from base 25 to 1407 and encodes 460 amino acids. The transcript has 8 exons. Gene Ontology annotation, cellular component: membrane; external side of plasma membrane.